AUGGACAGUGUGGAGGCAGAUUUUACAGAGCCAGAUGUGGCUGCGGCGGGGAUCGGGCUGCAGGGCCAGAUGGCGCCGCAGUACAACAGGGGCACGCUCGACGAGACCGUCAUCAAGACUUUGAAGCGGGACGUGCUCGAGAUUAAUGCUCGGUUGAAGAUGGUCGUGUACCCGCAUUUCCCUACAAGGGCAUUUCUACAGGCUGCAGCGACUUCGGAGCAGCAGCAAGGCAGUGAAUCGAUCGAUAGUCACUGCGACAUGUGGGCACCCCUCACGUUCGUGAUAGUGUACUCGCUGUGUGUAUCACACGCGAAGGCACUCUUCUCCAGCAUAUUCGUGUGCUGUUGGUUUGUGUUGCUAGUAAUGGCGUUGCAUCUGAGACUCGCGAAACCGUACGAUAACGUCUCUGUCAUCUCGUACGUCUCGCUGUCUGGGUACUGUCUAUUCCCACAGAUGGUCAACGCAGUGGCCGUACAGACAGUGUUGCCUCUCGUGUUUAGAGCUUUGGGGAGGGAUCACCGUUGGGCGGUCCGUGGGACCACAGCACUCAAACUUUUGUCGCUCGCUGCGUGCAUGGUCUGGUCACUCACGGCAAUCUCCCUAGUAACCAAGAGUAAAGGGUUUGUACAGAUAUUCCCAUUGGGACUGUGUCUCUUGGCACUCGGAUGGAUCUCUACAGCAUUGUAA
Huiozyma naganishii CBS 8797 is the source of this 687-nucleotide messenger RNA. RefSeq names its product Yip4p (gene YIP4). The coding region runs from base 1 to 687 and encodes 228 amino acids. The transcript has a single exon. Gene Ontology annotation, cellular component: trans-Golgi network. The record is from RefSeq and is a predicted model, not a curated record. NCBI's taxonomy places the organism in Eukaryota, Fungi, Ascomycota, Saccharomycetes, Saccharomycetales, Saccharomycetaceae. Gene Ontology annotation, biological process: endoplasmic reticulum to Golgi vesicle-mediated transport.